Molecule: messenger RNA, 3073 nt
Organism: Polyodon spathula (Mississippi paddlefish)
Lineage: Eukaryota; Metazoa; Chordata; Actinopteri; Acipenseriformes; Polyodontidae
Product: 7SK snRNA methylphosphate capping enzyme-like
Exons: 7
Coding region: 413-2827 (804 amino acids)
Biological process (GO): snRNA modification
Molecular function (GO): O-methyltransferase activity; RNA methyltransferase activity; snRNA binding
Source: RefSeq, a predicted model, not a curated record
CAGCAGCAGCAGCGAGAGAGAGAGAGAGGGAGAGUUUGGUGGUGUGUGUGUGUUUUCUUUUCUUUUUUUUGUCCAAAAGAGUUUCCGUAGUUUAUGAAUUAUUCAUGAGCGCGGAAGACGUCUGAAGGGGGCGGGGUUCUUAUGCAAAUUGUCUCCGCCGUCUGGAGGCGCAAGAGAAAGGGGGGGGCGGCGACGCAAGGCACGCAAGGCACGCCACGCCACGCACAGGAGGCGGGCGGCGGUGUUUGCGGUGCACGGCGGAGCGGAGAGCGUCGUUACUACAGCCAGGAAACUGCGCGGAGCGGCGAACGAAACCGGACCCGCUGAGACCGAACCAGCCGGGAAAACAACUCGAUGCCUUUCUCAGUCGACUGCGCAGGAGAGCAACGGCAGCGUCUGAAACAAUAGAAAAAUGAUCGAGAUGUCCAUGGAGAACGAGAUCUCUGUGGAAGAGAAAGUGGAUUCUGUGCCUCCGGAGGGCCCUCGCGCUGGGGACGCCACGUCACUCGCUGACUGCAGCCCCUCCGCGUCUCACAGGACUAAGCCUGGCGGGGACGGGGUUAACUACGCUGCCCCUUCAAGCGGGGCCAGCCUGGGCCCCAGAUCCAGCAACCCCGAGAGAGGGCCGGCCACACGGGGCUUCUCGGAGGAUCCUGCUAGCGCCGUUUCCGACAGCGUGGCAGUGGAGACGAAAGCACAGGAGCGCAGAGGAGUGGAGGAGGAGCAGCAGAGGGUAGGGCAGCUUCUGAAACCGAAAAACGGGCUCCAGCAGCAGCAGCAGCAGCAUAAUUACAGUUCUAAUUAUAAUCCUAAUCAGGCACAGAAGCAGAACAAAAGGCGGAACAGUGUCAAUAUUGGCUUCAAGCACCCGGGCUGCAAGAGACGGAGGCGGGCGAAUUCGGAGUCCGACCCGGUCCUGCCCACCAACUUCCUCCUGGGGGGCAACAUCUUCGACCCCCUCAAUCUGAACAGCCUGCUGGACGAGGAGGUGAACCGGGCGCUCAACGCGGAGACCCCCAAAUCGUCCCCGCUCCCCCCGAAGAACCGAGAGGAGCCCGUGGAGAUCCUGAUCCCCAAAGACAUCACGGACCCGCUCAACCUGAACUGCGGGAGCGAUGCCGGCAUCCUGGUGUCCCCCGUGAAGGGGGGGGGAGGGAGAAAGAGGCACAGGCACAGGCAUCACGGAGGAGGAGGAGGAGGGGGGGCAGGGGUACCCCCCCAAACCCAAACCCAGACCCAGACCCAAUCGUCGGGCAGCUUGGCACCCGAACAACAAGCCGACACUGCGGGCGACAAAGCGAGACGGACACCCCCGGUGGCAGCGGUCGAGGGAUCCGCGAUCGCUUCUCUUAAUCACCCUCUUCAUAAUCUUCCCCCUCCUCCUCCUCCUUCCAGCGUUUCUGACUCUCUCCUGUGUCGAAGGAGCAGGAGGAAGGGAGCGAGUGCUUCCGCCCCUCCCUCCUCCUCCUCCUCCUCCUCCUCACCCCCCUCUGCAAGGCCAGUUCAGCAGGGGGGCCCUGGGGCAACGGCGAUGACGAAACCCACGUUGCAGCCGCAUCCUCUUUCCCCUUCUCCGAGGGCGUCUCUCGGUUCUGCCCCGGCCGCUGCUGGCUCCUCCUCUCCACCUUCCUCGGGGGUCCCGGAGCCUUACGAGCUGAACACCUCCAUCAACUGCAGGGACGAGGUGGUGCCACCCCUCCUGCCCGCCGCUGCCUCCGCCCCGUCUGCCGGCGCUGCUAAUAAUCAUCGUCGUUCUUCUGCUGAGAAAAACAAGCCCUCGUCGCAGCCUCCCAAUUCUCACUCCUCGAGCUGCGGUCCCUCGUCUCGCUCUCGUAAGAGACGCAGGGUCUCGAGCAGCAAGCCUGAAACUGUAGGGAGUGGAGGGGGGGAGAGGGAGAAGAAGCUCACCCCGGAAAAGGGGAAGGCUGGAGACGGAGGAGGAGGAGGAGGAGGAGGAGGAGGAGGAGGAGGGACGACUGUGAAAAAGCAACUGGUCGCCAACAAGAAGAAACCGGGUUCCAAACACAAACAGCGCAAGUUCCAGUACGGCAACUACAACAAAUACUAUGGCUACCGCAACCCGGGCUUGGCCUCGGACCCGCGGGCCGGGGUUCUGAAGCCCGAGUGGUUCCGGGGGAAGGCCGUGCUGGACCUGGGCUGCAACGCGGGUCACCUGACCCUUGCCAUCGCCAGGGACUGCGGCCCCGCCCGCAUCGUGGGCGUCGACAUCGACGGAGGGCUGAUCCACUGCGCCAGGCAGAACAUCCGGCACUACCUGUCAGAGCAGGCUGCUGGCGGAGGCCCCCCCGGGAGGCGCUUCCCGGACUCGCUGGCUGUCUGCCACGGCCCCAUCGCGGCGCCCCCUGUCUGCGGGGAGCGGCCCGGCGCCACGGGGGAGUUUCCUGACAACGUCUCCUUCCUGCAGUGUAACUAUGUUCUGCAGCAGGACGAUCUGCUCCUUACUCAGAAGCCAGAGUAUGAUGUCAUUCUCUGCCUCAGCGUGUCCAAGUGGGUUCACCUGAACUGGGGGGACGACGGGCUGAAGCGCCUCUUCAAGCGCGUCUACCGCCACCUGCAGCCAGGGGGUGUCUUCAUCCUGGAGCCCCAGCCCUGGACGUCCUACGGGAAGAGGAAGAAGCUCACAGAAACGAUUUACAGCAAUUACUACAGCAUCCGCCUGAAGCCAGAGCAGUUCUCCUCGUACCUAGUCUCUCCAGAGGUGGGGUUCAGCAGCUACGAGCUCCUGGGGACCCCCGACAGCGCCCCCAAAGGGUUUCAGCGUCCGAUCUAUCUGUAUCACAAGGGACUGGCAUCCGUGGAGAAGUGAGGGAGCUCUUGGAUCCUCCACGCCGCUGCUCCUGUCUGUUUCUUUAUCUUUUUUAUUUUAAAAGUAAGAACAUUUCAGAAUGACAGUUAAGAAAAACAAGAGGGAGUUUGGGAGGAAAAAAGGAAGAAAAAAAAAAAUCCAACACCUGGCAUUUUUGGACUUCAAAAUAAUUUUUCUCUCUCUCUCUGCACUGCCCCCUCUUUCUCUCCCUGCCUCUCUCCAUCCUUCUCUCUGCACUCCCCCUCU